Penicillium pulvis is the source of this 996-nucleotide messenger RNA. Its product is annotated as glycoside hydrolase family 5 protein. The transcript is spliced from 6 exons. Lineage: Eukaryota; Fungi; Ascomycota; Eurotiomycetes; Eurotiales; Aspergillaceae. Gene Ontology annotation, biological process: glucan catabolic process. The coding region runs from base 1 to 996 and encodes 331 amino acids. The record is from RefSeq and is a predicted model, not a curated record. Gene Ontology annotation, molecular function: hydrolase activity, hydrolyzing O-glycosyl compounds.
AUGAGAUUCAGUUACUUUGCUCUCCUUGCUGCUGCGACAUCAGUAGCAGCUUCUCCGCUGAAGAAUGCGAAGAGAUCUUCUUCAUUCGAAUGGUUUGGGGCCAGCGAAUCCGGUGCUGAGUUUGGCUCCGGCAAUAUUCCUGGUGUCUAUGGAACCGAUUAUAUUUUCCCUAGCACAAGUGCCAUCCAAACCUUGAUUGAUGAUGGCAUGAACAUCUUCCGCGUGACAUUCCUCAUGGAGCGUUUGAUUCCAACUACUAUGACAGGAUCUUUUGACGCGGAGUAUCUAAGCAACUUGACCUACGUUGUGAACUACAUUACCGAGGCAGGUGCCCACGCUAUUCUGGAUCCCCAUAAUUUUGGUCGAUACUACGGCUCAAUCAUCACAAGCACAUCAGACUUCCAGACAUUCUGGGAAAAUGUUGCGAAGAAAUUUGCAUCGAAUUCAUUGGUGAUUUUCGACACUAACAACGAAUACCACGAUAUGGAUCAAACCCUUGUCUUUGACCUCAAUCAGGCCGCAAUUGAUGGCGUCCGCGCAGCAGGAGCAACAAGUCAAUACAUAUUUGUCGAAGGCAAUUCCUAUACAGGCGCCUGGACCUGGACAGAGUACAAUGAUAACCUAGUUAACCUCACCGAUCCUGAAAAUAAAAUCGUCUACGAGAUGCACCAGUACCUUGACUCGGAUGGAUCGGGUACCAGCUCUACCUGUGUCUCGAGCACGAUUGGUCAGGAGCGCGUCGAGUCUGCGACGCAGUGGCUUAUCGAUAACAAUAAGGUUGGUGUCUUGGGUGAAUUUGCUGGUGGUGUAAACACUGUCUGUGAGGAGGCGAUUGUGGGAAUGUUGGAUUAUAUGGAGGAGAAUUCGGCGGUUUGGAAAGGUGCUUUGUGGUGGGCUGCGGGUCCAUGGUGGGGUUCUUAUAUUUUCAGUAUGGAGCCGCCAAGUGGUGUGGCUUAUACGGGGAUGUUGUCGACUCUGGAGCCGUAUUUUGCAUAG